AUGUUAACUUCUGUCGCCUGUUCGUGUGUGCGAAACGGGAGGAAAGUCUCGGUCCCUGUAGCUAAGUUGUCCCUGUUUUCAACGGUUAAAAAGUCGACCAGAACCCUGAGUGUAACAGGGGUACACGAUUUGUCACGACACCGGUUACCCGGACUCCUCACGCCGACUCCCUGGCAGCUGCUGUCCGCCAGAUCUGUGUCCCUAUCAGCCGCUUCCCAUGGGGGUGCAGACCCUCUGGGCUCACCUUCAACCCCAGCCGAGAGCGACCCACCAGACAGGGAGAACUUCGGCUCCCUCUCCACCGACAUGUCCUCCAGGAGGUCGUUCAAGAAAAUGAGCCCAUACAUCCAGGACCUGCAGUAUCGAGAGGAGGACGAUAAUGGUGGUAAGGAGCUGGUGAGACCUCGCAGGAGGCCCGGGACGAGAAACACACCGUACUGGUACUUCCUACUGUGCAAGAGGCUGAUCAAAGAGAACAAGCUGCAGGAAGCUUUGGAUGUGUUCAGCAGAGACAUGCUGCAGGGAGAGAGGCUGCAGCCGGAGGAGUUCAACUACACUGUGCUGAUAGGAGGCUGUGGUCGAGCUGGACAGCCAAAGAGGGCCUUCAGACUCUACAAUGAUAUGAAGAAACGAGGUCUAGAUCCCACAGAUGCCACCUACACCGCCCUGUUUAAUGCCUGCGCUGAGUCGCCAUUCAAACAAGCAGGUCUCCAGCAAGCAUUGAAGUUGGAGCAAGAACUCCGUCGUAAAAACCACCCCCUCAGCACCAUCACGUAUCAUGCCCUCCUCAAGACACACGCCAUCACCAACCACCUUCAAGCCUGCAUUCACACACUCAGGGAGAUGCUGCAGAACGGCCACGCUGUAACUCGGGAGACGUUUCACUACUUGCUGAUGGGCUGUUUGAAGAACAAGGAAACUGGAUUCAGACUGGCUCUACAGGUUUGGCGGCAGAUGCUGAGAUCAGGGAUUACUCCAGACUCAAAUGACUAUAACCUGCUCCUGCGAACUGCCAGGGAUUGUGGGAUUGGCGAUGUCGCCCUCACCACUGGUGUGCUGCUGCAGCCUGGCCAGAAGUACGAGAGGGAUCGUGCAUCACGUGUGAAGUCAGAGUCUGGAUGUAAGGAUGUGGUAGACAUCGACCUCUUGGAGAGGCAGUUGUUUAUCCAACCUGAUCCACGCAGUGCGAGUCAGCAGGACAGCAGACACGGUGAGGAGGAGCCCUACAGCAGACAAGAAUCAACCCAUUUAGUACCAGUCAGACAAACAGAAACCAUCACGCUGCCUGUUGACUUAGCAAGUGAAUCUGCAGCCCCUAACCUGCUGGACAUUUUUGAGGGUAAGAGCAGCUGUGUGGUGUCCCUUGGCACCGUGGAUGGACCCACAGAUAGGCUCGCCCUCAUCGGAGGAGCAGAGGGUUUCCUGGAGAAGAUGGCGGCUAACAAACUGAGUCCAGACCUCAAAACAAUGACUCUGCUGGCCGACACGAUGGAGCCGAGCCACCAGUCUCUGCAGAUGCUGCUGAAAGUCGCCAAGCAGCACAAAGUGAAGCUCGAUGUCGCCUUCUUUAACUCUGUGAUUCGCAAAGCAGCUAAAGCUGGUGACCUGGAGGAGGCAAAGUCUGUGCUGAGUGUGAUGCGACAGCGUAAUGUAAACGUGGAUGCGCAGACAUUUGGGAGCCUUGCUUUCGGCUGUGAGCAACAGCAGGAUGGGCUGCAGCUGCUGACAGACAUGGAGGAGGCGGGAUUUAAGCCUAACAUCCAGGUGUUCUCUGCUCUGAUUGGCCGAGCAACUCGAAGACUGGAUUACGUCUACCUUAAAACAUUGCUGAAAAGUAUGAGAAGCAUGGGGGUGUGGCCUAAUGAGGUCAUCAUCAGACAGCUGGAGUUUGCCUCACAGUAUCCCCCCAACUAUAACAAGUACAAGUCCAGAAACAAAUACCUUGACCAAAUCGAUGGUUUCCGUGGUUACUACCAGCAGUGGCUGAGAGACAUGCCUGCUCAGGGCGCUGAGGACGAUCGGGCAGGGCUGCAGUCUGAGGCGGAUGCUGCAGUGUUAAAAACAGAAGCUGAAGACGGACUGACAGAGAACCAAAGGAACCAGAGGGCAGCAGCAAGGAGAUAUAACUCUCGUAAGAAGGACAAGACGAGCAGCGCUGCUUUGUGACAGCACUCCUGAAUAUAUCUCUCUUUUCUCUCCUCCGUCCUCUGAUGGUGUGUUUGUAUGCAGCUGUGUAACACUGGACGGACUCUGAGUUGAAGUAGCAGCUCCAUCUUCUGUCAGUUAACUUAUGGCAGAUGUGUUUUUCUCCAAAGACUGAACAACUGUAAUUUUCUAACGCAAUUAAAGACUGUGUAUUACACUA
Epinephelus lanceolatus (giant grouper) is the source of this 2365-nucleotide messenger RNA. It is a transcript of the gene ptcd1, whose product is annotated as pentatricopeptide repeat domain 1. Gene Ontology annotation, cellular component: mitochondrial matrix. Gene Ontology annotation, biological process: tRNA 3'-end processing. NCBI's taxonomy places the organism in Eukaryota, Metazoa, Chordata, Actinopteri, Perciformes, Serranidae. The record is from RefSeq and is a predicted model, not a curated record. Gene Ontology annotation, molecular function: protein binding; tRNA binding.